AUGGAGAGAGUGACUAAAACUAUAAGGGCAGCGUGUCCUCGAAGCGACUACCGGAGCACUUUGGCCGGAACAGAUGUCUUAGAGGUGGUUUACGAUGUGUAUGUGCCGCGUGGUGGUCCGUUGGGUGAGCCAUAUGGUGCCAGUGAAGCGAUGGGCUUGCCGGUGGUGAAUAUUGUGUUUCUUCAUGGGACAGGCAUGACAAGAAGUAUAUGGGAAUGGUACGUAGAGUAUUUGGAAGCGGAAACGAGGCGAGGCAGGUGGCCGUUUCGGCUUGGGAAGUUAAUUACGGUGGACCAGGUGAACCAUGGGGACUCUGGAGUGGUUAAUAGGGGCAAAUUGGGGACCACUUUCCAUUGGGUCGAUGGGGCCAGAGAUGUGGUGAAGAUUUGCGAGUUGGAGUUGUUCGGUGAAGGGCAGCAGCAGCAGCAGCAGCAGCAAGCUUAUAACAGCUACAACGUGCUGGUUGGCCACUCGAUGGGGGGCCAUCAGGCACUAGCUUGUGGCGUGCUUUCGCCCAAUAUGUUCCAGUUGAUCAUUGGGAUGGAGCCUGUGGUGAAGAUGGUCCACAAGUCCGGGAAAGGUAGGCCCAUCGAGUCAGAUAUACGUCUGGGCCCCGAGUCCAUUGGGUCCACGAUGAGUCUGAACUACUUCAAGGCAAUUAGCCGUAAGGUGGAGGACACGUUUGACGACAAGGAAGGCUAUAUAGAGUUCAUGCGCAAGCGCAGUUUCUGGACGAAUGCUGAUGAGCGCAUUCUCGAGCGGUUUUGCGAAGCAGAGUACUAUUUGGAGGAGGUAAAGCAGACCGAUGGGAUCCCUGCUAGUGUCCGUGUCAAGACGAAAACGGCAAAGGAUCAGCACCUCAUAUCCUACCUGUGUCUCUAUCCCUACACAGUAUGGCUAAUGAACAACUUGCAAUGGAUCAAGACUCCCGUAGUUUGCCUUGUCGGUGCGAAAUCGCGAUGGUGUCCACCAGAGAACUACCAGCUCUUCCAGGAACGCAUCCGCAACUACCAGAGGAUCACCAUUCCCGACGUUGACCACUUGAUGAACAUCGAGAAUCCAGACACCAUUGCUCCCCUAUUGCUCAGUCAUAUUCGCAACGGAGUCUCCAACGCAAACCGGGACCAAUUGCACACCAACAAGGACGACUUCGGUCCGCUCUACACAAAGUUCAAGGCUGAAUCCAUCGGUAGGAGUUCCCAGGCCCAUGCCAAGCUCAGCAAGUUGUAA
This is a messenger RNA of Kluyveromyces marxianus DMKU3-1042, 1230 nucleotides long. It is a transcript of the gene LPX1, whose product is annotated as triglyceride lipase. The record is from RefSeq and is a predicted model, not a curated record. The transcript has a single exon. Lineage: Eukaryota; Fungi; Ascomycota; Saccharomycetes; Saccharomycetales; Saccharomycetaceae. Bases 1 to 1230 code for a protein of 409 amino acids.